AUGAGCGACCCGUCUCCCAAGAAGAAGAAUGGCGGUACCUCUUCUGCUCCGAGACAAAUCCGCUUUGUCGCAACCGACGGCCAGCCGCAGACGAAGCGACGCCGCGUCAAUGCCGCUUGCCUGACAUGCCGCCGGCGCAAGAUCAGAUGUUCGGGCGAACAGCCAGUGUGCAAAACGUGCUCGGACUAUAAGCACGUCUGCUUGGGAUACACCGAAGCGACCGCUCACGUACGAACGCAGUCCGAUUCCUCAUCGCGGGCGCCGCCGCGUCUUUCCGCCCCGAAUGGAUCGUCCCAACAUACCUCCCGGGUAAUCGAAAGUAGCUCACCUGAGCCAGCGGCAACGACCAUACCGACGCCGGUUGCAAACAGAUCUCCCAAAGAUAGUGGACCGCAGUUUCAAGAUGUAUCGGCUUUAUUGGAUAUAUCUUCACGGAACAGGGAAUUGGAGUCCCGAGCUGCUGUGGACAGCCCGGAGAGCAGUCGUGCCUCCGUGAGCUCCAGUAGUCGCACGCAUGUGCCGUACUUUCGAUAUUUCGGUCCCACCGCAAUUGUUCCAGGUUUCAAGCAAAUGGUGGUGCAGGUCCGGGGUUCUCGCAAGAGUAAUCCUUCCAUGUCUUCGGACUCUGGGUCUCCUCUGCGAAGCCCCAAACUGGCCGACAAAACCUCCGACAAUCCCAGCAGAGCUCCGGCUACAUCGGAGACGAGGGAAAGUCGCGAUGUGAACAUACCGUUCUACGAUCCAGAUGAUACGGCACCUGUUUCGAACCUGGUCUUACAUCUUUGUGACCUCUUUUUCGCCCACCUUGGGUGCAACUUCCCAUUCCUACAGCGAGAUAGAUUCUUCUCGGAUCUGAAGGAUAAAAGGGUUGACACAAUGCUAGUGGAUGCGGUGUGUUCACUAUCUGCGAGAUUCUCAACGCAUCCAUUGCUUCAACCUCCCCAGGCGCAACCGAUUGAGCGUCCGUCCUCGCCCGAUGACCACACGAGAUCAAAUCGUGGAUUGCCAUUUGGACACCGUGCAAUGAGUGCUCUCGUCGACUCACUGCCAUGCCCAACUCUGUCUGCUGUUCAGGCUUGCUUACUACUCGCGUAUGAACAGUUUGGAUCGAAUCGCGAUAGUGGUCUUUGGAUGUACCUUGGCAUUUCAAUUCGCAUGGCGCAAGAUCUUGGAUUACAGAAGUUCCAAGGUCUGAAGCAUAACUACGGCCAGAGUGGUGUGACGCCUAGCGACGUGAUGACCGGCGAAGCCGGGAAGCUCAGAGAGGACCAGUACGAUGAUUUAGAUGUGCAUCAUACCCCCAAGACAACGCCCAAGCCUCUUACAGGGGAGCGUGCUCGGGAGCGUGAGCGGGUAGACUCUUUUUGGAGUAUUUUCUUCUUGGAUCGGGUCAUCUCUUCUGGGACUGGUAGACCAGUGACACUCCGCGACGAAGAUAUCGAGCUUUGUUUUCCACUUCAAUCAGAAUCACAACUCCCGAAUGGGUGGCCGGCUCCAUUUCCUCCGCUUAUUCGGAUCAUCCACCUCUACGGUCGAGUGACUGAUUUGAUCAAUGGUAUCCAAUACGUCAAGCAUGUCACACCAGACACUUUGAAGAUGCUGGCUGGCAUGGAGAGCGAUCUGACUGGCAUCUACCAACGGCUGUCCCCGAGGCUCCAUUUCAAUGCAGCCAAUUUCCAGGCCUAUGUCAAAGCCAAGGAGGGAACAAACUUCAUACUGCUUCAUUUUUGGUUUCAUACUCUGAUUGUUCUUUUGCAUCAACCGACAUUGCUGAACUCGUUCGGGGGGUCCAUUCAACACCUGUAUCCCAACAGCCGUGAGUUGUCAAUGUCUUCUGCCAAAACCAUUGCAGAUAUUCUUUCGUUCUCGGAACUAGUGGACGGAAAGAGCUUCAUCGGUAAUCCCUUUACGAGUCAGCCAAUGUAUAUCGCAGCGUGUGCCUUCCUCAUGGAAAGCGCUUAUUAUACCAUCCCACCGUCAGGUGAUGGCUCGUCCUCCCCCCAGCCAUUAUUGGCAAACCAGUCCAGUGGUUUCGUGCUCCCCAACCUGGACCCAACUAACGGGACGGAACGAAAGUCGACAGCGAAGCACAUUUUGUUGGCUUCUGCAGCCAAGGAGAACUACCAGCGGUGCUAUAAGGCGCUGCAGGCCCUCAAUUCGUACUGGGAAGGCACCGGGUACAUCCUGACGGUGCUCGAUCAAAAGGCCAAGGGGAUCGUCGACCCCCUUCUCUACACUCUCGAGGAAAUGGAGAACACAUCCGGGAUAGCCCCCGGGUUACCUCUGGGCCCUGGGCCCUGGCGUGCAGGCAAAGCACCAGCAAAUGGAUUCAAUUCAGAAAAGCUACAUGGUGCCGCCGACGUACCAUCCAAUGGCAAAUGGUCACCCAAUAUUGACCCAAGUCAAGCCAUUGGAUGGUCCCUCACAGGCGCCACGAACUCUUCCCAGCCUAACCUAAGUUUGCUAUACCAGAUGCCUACAACCGAGACAGAUCAUCCACCCGACCGUCCCACGUACUCAUCGCAGUACAGUCAUACCUAUCCAAUCCUGCCAAAUGCCGACCAGGGCGGUAGCUCAUCAUUUACUCCACUUGGUAGGAGUCAAGAUGACAGGGCAGCUUCGCUUGCAGCAGCGAACUCCAAGUACCCCCCGAUCGCCCCAGCUAUGUCCACCGACCCUUACUACAUGAGCUUGAAUUCCCCCUUUCCAGAUUCCAGGGUCCCAUCAACUCGCCCAAUGCAAUCUGUUCAGACUCCUUUCUCCGGCCUUCGGCAAUCCCAAAUGGAAGCUCAGCCAAAUACGUUCGACUAUUCGAUUCCCCCGACUCCCAAUCCAAACGGGAACACGAUGGGUCCCAAUGCCGAUGUCAAUAUGAAUGCAGAUAGUAAUGGGAUGAUAAUCGGUAGCCACGAAGUCGACAUGAAUACCCUGAAUCAUCAAGAAUCGUUCCCCUUUGCGAAUGGAGAGAUUCUUCCCUGGUUGGAGUAUCUGCCGCAAGAUGUUCUCAGCUUCUUUGGAGAAAACCAAACUUAUCCGCUUAUGAAUCCUGAUGAUGUGUCACGAUCUUGA
Penicillium salamii is the source of this 3069-nucleotide messenger RNA. The record is from the annotation of a GenBank genome assembly. NCBI's taxonomy places the organism in Eukaryota, Fungi, Ascomycota, Eurotiomycetes, Eurotiales, Aspergillaceae.